This is a messenger RNA of Colias croceus (clouded yellow), 647 nucleotides long. It is a transcript of the gene mRpL20, whose product is annotated as 39S ribosomal protein L20, mitochondrial. Lineage: Eukaryota; Metazoa; Arthropoda; Insecta; Lepidoptera; Pieridae. The record is from RefSeq and is a predicted model, not a curated record. The transcript has a single exon. The coding region runs from base 118 to 594 and encodes 158 amino acids. Gene Ontology annotation, cellular component: ribosome. Gene Ontology annotation, molecular function: rRNA binding; structural constituent of ribosome. Gene Ontology annotation, biological process: ribosomal large subunit assembly; translation.
ACAAAGUCAAUGUCAAAGGGUAAAAUAAAACGAAAGAUUGAGGUUAUGAUUUAGAAAUCAUUCGAUGUAAAUAAAAAAAAUUAAAAUAAGAGAAAGGAAUUAGCUGACUUAUUUGAAAUGGUAUUUUUGAGCAUUGUAAAUUUCGUAAGAUGUCGGGGGCCAGAUGAAUUUUGGAGAAAAAGGAAGAUAUUCAGGUUAGCAGCGCAUUAUGUUGGACGUCGCCGAAAUUGUUAUUCUGUAGCUGUACGAAAUGUUCAUCGUGCCUUGGUAUACGCUACAAAAGCGCGCCAGUUGAAAAAACAAGAUAUGAAAGCUUUAUGGGAUACACGAAUAACGGCAGCUUGCGAACAACAUAAUAUAACAGAAUUUUCUUUGAGAGAAGGCCUGGACCGUGCCAAUGUGAUGCUUGAUCGUAAAUCUUUGUCUGAUUUAGCUUCAUGGGAACCAAAAACAUUUGAAUGCCUUGCUGCAGUUGCAAAGGAAAAACUACGGCUUGAUGGAACUGUUGAUAAUAUGGAUAGAAGGGAACCAACUGGAGUAGAUUUAAACCUUCAAGAUGUAAUGUUGGAAGCUUGGUUAAAAGAAAGAAAGUAGAUUGUUAACAUUUUAUUAGUCUUAGUUAUAAGAAUAAAUAGUAAUUAGCUAAA